This is a messenger RNA of Sphaerulina musiva SO2202, 1472 nucleotides long. RefSeq lists its product as uncharacterized. The record is from RefSeq and is a predicted model, not a curated record. The transcript has a single exon. Gene Ontology annotation, biological process: protein insertion into mitochondrial inner membrane from matrix. Gene Ontology annotation, cellular component: mitochondrial inner membrane. Lineage: Eukaryota; Fungi; Ascomycota; Dothideomycetes; Mycosphaerellales; Mycosphaerellaceae. Bases 78 to 911 code for a protein of 277 amino acids.
CUAGUAGCAAUCGCCGUGCAACACGUCCCUUCUCCUCGUCCGUAAGAAGAAAUAUCGUCGAGCAGCGAGCAGCCCGCAUGGGCCAACCUAAAGCGCAAAAGUCUAUGGCCGUCAAACAAAAAGAGAGCAUGGAGCGCAUGGCAGCUUCUGGCGAAAUUCUCGACUACCUUGGCGUCCUCCGGGGCACCUUCGUUCCCCCAACAGGCCGGAACCUCCCUUCUCUCUUCUCCGACUGGCGAGGUCGAAGGACUAUUCUGUACUACCAAUUGGUGAGCUGGUACCACGUCCUACAGAGCAGAUUCAUCGCCUUUUGGCUCGUCAAACCACGGCUGAAGCUUGAAAAAGCCCAAACUCCCGCCAUCGCUCAGGCGUUGUACAAGGACAUGUACACAGCUUUGGCGGGCGGAGAGGUCGAGUUGGGGAAAAUUGAAAGACAUCUGCAUCCGGGAUUGAAAUCUUCUCUACGUGCAAGGAUCGCUCAACGAGCACCGAAUACGUUUAUGCAGUGGAAGUUGCACCGGUAUAUGGCGCCUCGGGAGUGUGUAUAUUUCAAGUUUGGGCUGCUCGAUAUGUCGGGUCCGCGCACGGAACGUACGGGUAUGAUCCAGGCCGUAGUGAGGAUCAAGUCGCAGCAAUCACUUCUGACGUUUCAGAGGAGGAGGAUCAAGGAUCCCGCGAAUCCGAGGGGGCCGCCGGUGAUGACUGAGGUGCCUGUGGAUCGCGAUGGUAAGGUGAUUGUGGACUUUGACCAGGAGGUGGAGGAGAGGCAGAGUUUGAAGACAGUGGAGGAGUAUUUUGUCAUUGAGAGGACACUGUUUAAAGGUGUAUUGGGGCCUUGGAGGGCUUGGGGGACGACACAUGAGACGACAUUGGCAGAGAUCAGGAAGAUGGAGAAGGCGAAAGCCAGGUAGUUGUUGCAUGGCGGUGGGCCGAGUUCGGCAUGAAAGUAGAAUGGUUGACGAUGACCUGGGAAGGACGAGACUUCGAUCUAAGACGUAAAGCGUGACGGCAAAGUGAUACUGCUCAAUCUCCUCGACCAGUCGACAAGAUCCGCGAAGUGCCAUCUCUCAAGAAAUUAAAUUCCAUCUCUAGGAUGCCACAAAACUUGCCUGUGUGGCAGUACUUGCACCCGCGCCCCAGACCCAGCACUCCCCACAAGACGGCGCCGUUCCAGCGGCAUAAAUUCCAGAAGACGCCAGAAGCCCCAACUUGAAGUCUUGACGAGAAACCAAUCUCCCAACCUUCCAUCGCCUUUCUCUUCUCUACACCACUUCCACGAUACGAAAGAGUGAGCGCCCGCAAGGGCAAAAUAUAUUCAUACCUGUCAGUUGAAAUGUUAUGGAACACAUCUCACAUACCGUCGGGAGACAUCGAUGAGAACUCUACAGGGCAUAUCAAGGAAAAAGAAACGAAAAGGCCAAGUAGGUAAGACUAGGUAUUUUCAAACCCCCUAGCAGAUCGAAAGUCAAAUG